Exophiala mesophila is the source of this 2391-nucleotide messenger RNA. RefSeq lists its product as uncharacterized. NCBI's taxonomy places the organism in Eukaryota, Fungi, Ascomycota, Eurotiomycetes, Chaetothyriales, Herpotrichiellaceae. The record is from RefSeq and is a predicted model, not a curated record. The transcript has a single exon. Bases 823 to 1698 code for a protein of 291 amino acids.
UUUCUUCACACAAGCAAGCCUUGUUAAUUUUGGUUGCGCGGUAGAGUCGAGAGCUUGAGCUAUUCUUGAACUUCCUGUUUCUGUUUUCAUCCCCCUUUCCUGCAAAGAUUGUUUAGUGUCUGGUACACUAUUGAACUUGUUACUUCUCACGACAACUUGACAACGACUUCAAUCCCCGGUAAUAUUCAAUAUACUAAUCGACCUUCUUCUCCCAUUUCCCCCUCCCUCCUCUGUGGCAUCUUACCUUUGAGCUGUGCUCAAAACGAUAGCUGCUACGACCAUACACUACCACCAGCAUUCUUUGCCUGAUAGAACGACUGCAUUUGACGACAAAUCAAGAAGUUUCAUACAAUCACUUUUGAGGAAUACAAACAAACAUCGUUGCUGGUCAACGAAUUGUCCUGGGUAUCCCAAGCCUAAUAGCUAGCUCACUACAACAACUACUACUACUACUCGCUGCACGCCUAUCUUGCUGUGCUCACUCAACAACCUGGUUUUCCAUUACAAUUGUGUUGUUGUUUCAUAUACACCUUAAUUUUUCCUGUCCCCGGCCGGUUUGCCUCCAGGUACCUUUAUCUGUGGAUCCAUACCGUCGUCGACUUUCUUGUCAAUUUUGUCUACCACGGGAUUGCCGGUCAAUCCCAACAGCGACAAAUCAAGCCUUGUUAGCCACGUGCAACAACUGAUCUGUGGUUCUCGUCUAUCACGACUCCGACUCACUCUUUGCGAACACAGCAUCUGUUCGAUUGCCAUCUAUCUCGGCACCUAAUAUACCCAAAUACCGUCUUCUCAACCAAGACCUGACCAAAAACAACAUUCAACAUGUCCAACCCUGCAGUUCAACUCUCAUUCACCCUGCGGACUUCUCCCAACGUUCGUACUGUCCACCUUCUCGGUUCAUGGGACAACUACAAAUCGCAACUCCCUCUCUCUGCUCUCAAGGAUCCAGCAGCCAAGCCUGGUAGCUGGAAGGGAACUUUUCGAUUUCAAGGAUCCACUGCUCUCAAGCUCGGUAACCGUUACUGGUAUUACUACAUCGUCGAUGGCUACCAUGUCUCCCAUGAUCCUGCUAAGGAGUUCGUCACUGAGAAAACUACUGGCCGAAAACUAAAUGUCAUUGAUGUCCCGGCUGGUGACAAGAUCCCUUCUCGAGCGUGCCGUCCGACCGUAGACACUCAGAAUCUCUCCAGCCAUCGUCACUCUCGAGACAUUCCGAUCGGGCGUGCUCUCAGUCCAGGCAAGAUUCAGCAUCCCAUGCCAACCAAAGCUUACGCUAGCCGUCAACUUCGCGAAGCAGACUAUGAGAGGUCACCUGUGGAAGAGCUCGAAGACCGAUUCGCCAGGUACCGGAUUAGUCCAGGCGAUUCAGCUUCGCCGUCUGAGUUGUCAGACUCAAGCUCCAGCUCUGGAACAGCAUUCAGUCGAUCGUCACCUUCCAGCUUGUCCAGCGUGUCAGACCGAUCAUGCCGUUGUGAACGAUACGGCGUGACCAAGUCCGGACAACGCGUCAAACUUGACUGUGGUGGCAAGCGUUGUGGCACAUGGUCGCCUAGCUCGAGCGAAUGUGACAGCACCGACAGUGACAGCUCCGAGGACGAACGCGCGUAUCGUCAGCGCAUGAAACGUGAAUCAGACCGACAACCAGCCUCUCAUCACGACCAACGGCGAGUCGUCAUGGUCGAAAAGAGACGUCGCUGAAUGAGAGAAGAUCGGAGUCUGGAGAGUCAUUUGAAUGAGAAUUCCACCGCUAAUCAUUUCUGUACUGGUGGAAUGGCCCAAUGUUAUUGUGUCUUUUCUUUUUUGUUUGGCGCCAACACCCCAAAAAACAAGACAACCCCAACUUUCGUGGACAAACAGGAUCGUGUGAUGGUGGUAGUGUACCCCGAACCUUUUGUUGUGUCCACGUCGCACCCGGGGAUCCGGGCCCAAUCCUGAACAGCCAUUUUUGUGACUCUUUCAUGGUUGGGCCCAUCGGCAUCUCAGAAACAUCCCUCGGGAGCCCAUCUGAGAAACCCCCUUCGAAGCCGAGAUUGACCUCGGUCUGAGUUUCCAUGUCUCUGACGACAUGAUCCCAGGCUCUCGGCACGCUGGGCGUACGGACGUCGUCUUGAACGCACAGUCAAAGAGGGAGAGCGAGGAGGAGGACGAGGAGUAGUUGGACUGAUGAGGAGGGAGGCAUGUGUGCCGAGGAGGAUGAUGGGAUACUUUGACAAGAACUGUGAUGACCCCCUUCUGGGGCCCUCUGUUCCCAUCUCCCAACGCACACGGCUAGUGGUGUCGAUGGAUAAGCCCUACUUUCAUUGAUAGGUACUUCUGUAGUUUGGUUCGGCGGCAGUCACUGGCCGCUAAACCUACAGGUCAAUCUCAUACCCAUGCCCAUGCCUAUGCCGG